Molecule: messenger RNA, 3109 nt
Organism: Argiope bruennichi
Lineage: Eukaryota; Metazoa; Arthropoda; Arachnida; Araneae; Araneidae
Exons: 3
Coding region: 238-3078 (946 amino acids)
Source: RefSeq, a predicted model, not a curated record
GUUUUAACAGUAGAAUGAGCAGGUGUGGUGAAAUACAAUUGUCGGAGGACGUAGCAUCGAAAGUGUUAACCCUCUGUAUUGACAGAUGCAUGAACGAGUAAGGUGUUGAUAAAUUUUAUUGAUUAGGCAGACUGAAUUUUCUCCGUUGCGUCCACCAGAGUGACGCAUUUACAUUUCGAAGAAUGAACGAUUUUAUCAUAGAAUUUAAUAAAAGACUAAAAAGAAUUUGAUUGAACCAUGAAAACGAUACAGCUUACUGGUUCUCCUAAAUUCGUGUAUCAGGAGCCAAGACGAACACCAACCUAUAUGGCAGCUAUUAUCCGUCGUCAACGAUUUAUAAUUAUUGCUAUCAUCUGCAUUGUAAUAUUAAUUAUGUAUAGUUGGCGCUUUCAGAGGACAGAAAAUUUUGUAUUAAACAGUACACCAGUUCCAUAUAUAAAGGAAACUUUUAAUGAAGAAAUUCGAAAUUUUGAUUCAAAUGAACCGCAUUUCUCUGAUGCAACAAAAAUAACUAACAAUAUAGAGGAGGAACAGACACAACUCACAAAAUUUCAAAUAUUAUCUGAGGAUGAGCAAAUCUCUCCCAUUGCUUCACCAAUGGGUGAAGUUGAUCCAACUUUAUACAAAGCAGAAGAAUUCACACAUUUUAUUCCCAUGAAAGAAUUGGAGAAAUUUACAAUGAAAGAUAUUGGAGAAAUUGAUGAUAAAUUUCUUUUCCCCAUUAUUGAUGAGGAAGCAUAUACAGAACCAUCAAAACCACACCUAGAAACAGAAUUAUUAUCCCAACCAAAGGGCAAUAUAGUGGCAGAUACAAAGUAUGUGCAUCUGGGAGACACACCUCUCACAAUCCCUCAUGAUGACAAACUAGUGUCAUUAUCUGCCAUACAGCAACCACAAGAAGGUAUUCCACCCCCAGAUAUAGAUAACGAAUGGGACAAAACAAAACUUGUGACAAUACCACAUUUAGAAACAUAUUUAUUUUCACAACCAAAGGACAAUGCAGUGGCAGAUACAAAAUACGUGUAUAUGAAAGAAACUCUUACCACAAUCCCUGAUGAUGACAAGCAAGUGUCAUCAUCUGCCAUACAACAACUAGAAGAUUUCCCACCUCCAGAUCUAGUUAACGAAUGGGCGAAAACAGAAUAUGUGACAUUUUCGAUGUCAAACAAUAUAACCGAUAUAAUAGAUAUACAUAUAAACAAACAUAUUCCGUUAAAUGAGCAAUUGUAUUCGGCGACAGUAUCAAAUACUACAAGUACUGGUGAGAAUCCUGUUCUUUUGAUAGACACUCCAGGCUGUAAGAUACCCAAACUAGACCCCUGGGAUCCAUCUGUAAGAGAUCUUAUUGAAUUUAAAGACCCAUUUGUCUGUCCUGGCCUUCCAGCAUUCUUGGAAUCAAAUCCUGCAGGUACAAUAACAAUUAACAGAUCCAUCUUGGAGAUGAAUUACAAUAUAACACCAGAAGAAUUGAUUUGUUAUUACCAACCAAUAUACAGAAUGCAUGAAGAAGAAGAAAGUGUCAGAGAAGUUUCUUACAUGUUCGGUAAUAUGGUAAAGUUAGAAUUUGGGGUUCCAAUCAAGGAAGAUUUUGUUAAUGUUUCAUGCAAUAUAAAAGGGAGUAAUUAUGAGCAACACUUAACUUUAGUGCCACUGAAGGAAUCUGUGGAAGAAGAAAGAAAUUCUUUAGUUCCUUCAAACCCCAUACUGAAUGUCAUUUUAAUCGGGAUUGAUUCAGUAUCAAAAUUAAAUUUCUUGAGGCAAUUUCCAAAAACUCAUGCAUUUCUUAGUGAAAAGUUAAGGCCUUUUGAAAUGAAUGGCUACACUAAGGUAGCAGAUAACACGUUUCCAAACAUAGUUCCAUUAUUGACCGGUCAAUUUGUUGAACAUUGGUGGAAUGAAACAUUAAUGGACACAAUGCACUUCGAUAACGUUAGUUUUAUUUGGAAAGAAUAUGCAAAGAGAGGCUAUAGAACUUUUUUUGCUGAAGAUUGUCCUCAUAUAGGUAUAUUUAAUUACUUUAAAAGGGGAUUUUACAACCCACCAACUGAUUAUUAUUAUCGUCCAAUGGCUCUAGCUUUGGAAGUGAGGAAAUUUACAGGAAGACAAAUCAAUUAUUUUUGUUUGGAUUCACAAUUAGAAUUUGAUUUUAUUUUUGACUAUUUAAAAUUAUUUGCUCAAACAAUGGGAACAAGGCCAUACUUUGGAUUUACUAUGGUUUCCGCUAUAACUCAUGACGAUCUUAAUUAUGCUGGCUGGGCUGAUGAACCAACGGUGAGUUUGUUGGAGGGGUUGUUGAGUACUGGUGCACUUAACAACACCCUUUUAGUCUUAUUUAGUGACCACGGAUUGCGUUAUGGAAAAAUUUGUCGCACGUACGUAGGUAAAUUUGAAGAGAGAUUGCCACUAAUGUAUAUUCAUGUUCCUAAAUGGUUUUUAGAUCAGCACCCAAAUAUAGCCACAAAUCUAGAAACUAAUCAGGAUCGCCUGAUGACACUAUUUGAUGUACAUGCUACAAUGUUGCAUAUGUUAGAUUUAAGCAAACGCGAAGAAGAUAGAUCUAUGGUCACACUAGGAAAAAGUCUUUUUGAAGAAAUUUCACCAUACAGAACCUGUUCAGAUGCUCAUAUAGAAUCUCAUUGGUGUCCGUGUCAAGAAUUUGAUAUUGUUGAUUUAGACAGUCCUGAAGUUAUAAGUGCAACUCAGGCAAUUGUGGACGACAUUAAUUCUAAACUGCAACCUUAUGAUGAAAAAUGUGAGAUUUUGGAAGUGGAUACAAUUACAGAUGCCAGAGUUGGCAAAGCUAACGAAAUGGUGCUAAAGUACUGGAGAACUGAUAAUGACGUUAUAAAUAAAACCAUUUGGGUAGCAGAAGGAGUUCCAUCUCUUGAUGAUUAUAUGAUAACACUCAUCACAAAACCUGGCGGUGGAGUAUUUGAAGGAACUGUUCGCCGUAAUCCAUAUGAUAAUAGUUAUAAUGUUCUAGGUACCAAUCGAAUUAGUAUGUAUGGAAAUACAUCUUGGUGUAUCGACAGUCUCAAAAUGAAACUAUAUUGUUAUUGUAAAAUACAACUGACUUAAUUUAAAUCAGUCUUUUAACAAACUGUUUAAA